This is a messenger RNA of Trichobilharzia regenti, 1618 nucleotides long. The record is from the annotation of a GenBank genome assembly. Lineage: Eukaryota; Metazoa; Platyhelminthes; Trematoda; Strigeidida; Schistosomatidae.
CGUGUCUUGCCUUCUAUUCUUACAGAAUGACCUCAGUGUUUACUUUUUGAUUUCACUUUCGAUUUCAAAAGAAAACAAUAUGUCCUUACUAUUUUUUUCUCUUAAUUUCAUCAAUAAAAAGUAGGAAUGCAUGCACCUUAUCCACUCAUCAGAAAGCGUAACAAUUAUAACCUUGAAUAUACAAAACGAAAUAAAUGUAACCUUAUUCUUAGUUGUUUAUUUUCUAGAAAAUACGUAUUGGUUUCUAACAUAACAAGAAGAAAAACGCAUCUGUACAUAAAUGUUUUACUAUAGUUAUAUAAAAACUAACAUACCGGGAAGCACAACACGUAUGUAUAACAACACACGCGUUGGCACACACACACACACGCACACUUUCUAUUCCAUUCUAUGUAAAACUUUGAUUCGCUCUUACACGUCUUAAAUAUAUACGGACAGGAGGUGUUGAAUAACACUGUUGACUAUUCUACAGCUUCUUCAAAGUUGAACAAGAAACAUUCAUCCAGGAUAAUAAAUGGAUAUUUUGAAGAAAAUACAAGAGGAUUGGUGGAUUUUUCUUAUUCUCCUGAUAAACGUGUGGCUAAAUUUAAAAGUCACGCAGUUAUUGGGUAUCGUGCUUAAAUACACUGUGGGUAAAUGCUGUUGUUCGAAGCGGAAGUAUUUGAGACGUGCUGGUGAAUGGGCAAUAGUUACUGGUGCAUCGUCUGGAAUUGGUAAAGCCUACGCAGAGGAAUUAGCUAAAGAUGGUUUGAAUAUUAUGCUAAUUGGUAACAUUGAGCAACAACUGUUUUCGGUUGCCGACGAAUUGUGUCAGAAAUAUAAAAUCGAAACUAAAUUUGUUGUCGCUGAUUUUACAAUUGAUAAUGUAUAUGAUAUAAUUGAACCUGAAAUUGAGAAACUCCCUUCCGUCGCGUGUUUAGUCAAUAAUGUUGGAAUGAUGGGGGAAAUGGAUUUAUUCAUAUCAUCUCGCUGUUCAAAUAGUAAGGACUUCAUUAAAAAUAUCAUCCAUUGCAAUACACUGUCAACAGCAACAAUGACGCGUAUAGUAAUGCCAAAAAUGUUAUCACAAAAACAGUCCAACCCAGCUAUCAUUAAUAUUGCGUCCUACUCUGGUGUCAAAGUCUUUCCUUAUAUUGCAAUGUAUGCAGCAACAAAGGCCUUUGUUAUUCAAUUCUCUAGAUCCAUUUCGGCUGAAGACUAUGAUAAAAAGAUUCUGAUACAAACUGUCUGUCCACUACUUGUCGCUACACCGAUGGCGAAGAUUGACAAGCCAACAUUUUUCAUACCGACUGCAGAAACAUAUGUGAAAAGUGCACUGGACAUGUUAGGCGUAGAAAGCUUCACCUAUGGUUAUAUUCGUCAUGAUUUGAAGGCAUUUUUAUUUGAUCUAUUACCACAACCAAUUUGGAUAGCAUUGACAAAGGCUAGAGUGAAAUCAAUGAAAAAGAAUCAAAAGUGAACAUCAGCUAGUUAAACAAACAUUUUUCAACAUUGAAAAUUUAACGCUUGAUUUUCAUACGACGAAUAUAACAGUCAUCUUGUAUCAAACUGUAUUUAACUUAAAAUAUUUGUACUAAAUUGUAAUGCAUUCAUACUAAAAAAUCAUAUUGCUUUUCAU